Molecule: messenger RNA, 1654 nt
Organism: Neurospora hispaniola
Lineage: Eukaryota; Fungi; Ascomycota; Sordariomycetes; Sordariales; Sordariaceae
Exons: 2
Coding region: 208-1350 (380 amino acids)
Source: RefSeq, a predicted model, not a curated record
CCAGCGUAUUGACACCGUGCUGGCAGCCAUCAUGACAUCAUUCCUCUGUUUACCCCCAUUGACAGUUCAAUGAAAGGACCUUCAAUGUCUCUUAAAAAAUCACUGGCUCCCACCUGCAGUCGUAUCUCGUCGCGUGAUCUAGCUUCCUUCCCUCAACCUUCUUCGAUUUACUGAAAACUUUCUGCUGGUCAACCCACCCCUGUCAACAUGGCGCCCAGUACAAGAGAGGCUAAGGCGAAGGAGAAGGCUCCUGAUGCGGCACCUCCUGCCUCAGAGGCUGAGCCCGGCUCCAAACACAAGGCCGACCCUGAUUCGGAAGACGCUAGCGAAUCGCCCAAGGCCAAGCGGAACAAAACGGAGAUCGCGGAUGGCCAUUCGAAGAAGAAAGAAACUGGGGAGACCAAGAGUGCUGCCGGUGUCGAAGCCGAGAAGACCGAGUGUCACGGAGAGGAGAAGGAUGACCGAGACAAAAAGAGUGCUGUUGAGCCACACGGUCGAGACGCUCCCGAAGCUGUGCCGUCCAGUAUUCUCGAGAAGGGUAUCAUCUACUUUUUCUUCCGUGGCCGUGUCGGCAUUGAUGAGCCUUCUGCCGUAAAUGAGAUUGCGAGGAGCUACAUCAUCCUCCGCCCUAUCGAGAGGGAUGCCAAGCUUGGAAGCGGUCCUAUUGGUGAUGCUGGCAACAGCCGCUUGUGCGCCAUCCCGAAGAAGGUGCUCCCCCAGUCUGGCAAGGACAGGUGGAUCGCGUUCGUUGAGAAGACUAGCGCCUCGUUUCAGCAGCUUAAGGAUGAAUUUUUGGCGUCCAAUGACUAUGAGACCAAGACAGCGGGUACCAGACACUCCCCCGCCGCAACGCCUGUGGCCGAGGGCGUGUAUGCCAUCACCAGCACUGGAUCCAAUAGCCACCUCGCGUACAUUCUCACUGUGCCCGAGGAGCUCGGGGAGGUCCAGAAGGAGCUUGGGUUGAAACAGAAAGGCAGCUUCAUAAUCAGUACCAGAAAUCCACAGUAUCCUGCCCCAGCCAACGCGCGUUUACCAAAGGGUCCAGAGUAUCCUGAGGAGGUCCUCAAAGAGUUCCGGUCUCGUCGAUGGAUGCCCACACAGCCCAAGCACCUCGACGUAGUCAAUACUCAGUUCCUUCUCAUUGGCGAAUCGUCCGGCGUCGAAAAGGCUCUGGAGCCGCAAAAGGCCGAUGAGAAAGAAAACAAGGAAGAACCAGCCGAGGAGUUGGAGAAGCUUGAGGAGGAGGAUUUACAGAGGCUUAAGGGUCUAAGCGAUGAUGACUCUGGUCGGGUCUUUGCGGACUUGGAGGUCAACGCCAAUGACUAUCCCAAACUACAGACCACGUUCUGAGAUUCCAAGUGGAACAGCUUGUCGACGAGCUUUUGAGGCCUUCCACCCCGCUUGUGUCGGCAUACCGACGCCACAUCUGUCGAUGGGCUUUACCAACCUACACUACCCAGUAAGGAGAUCAGCCACUUGAACUAAUGCCUGCCCCUAUCCGUUUCCGCGCCAACCGAGGUGUGUAUCUGCCAACACCAACAAAAAAGCCCCUGGCUCGAUCCCCCUGUGGUCUGUAGUACAGCUUCCUAUGGUAGACGGGCGCCGACCUUCAUAUGCCUCUCACAAUACCUUGGAUGUUCUUUCAGCCUCCGAG